GCAAGUAUGGCAUUACACAUUGCGGUACUAUAGCAGUCAUUAGGCUCGAUCGAUAGUCAGUGACAAUUACUGAGUUAUGGAGACUUACCAAGAUGGCAUUCUGUGUCCACCAUUGACAGACACUGGCAUGGUGGGUCUGCAUAGAAUGAGAUAACAAUGAGUGGGUUUGUGACUAUUACUCGGGUUCAAUGAUAAGAAGUCCAACAUUUCCUUGUGCGACUAUCUCAAUAGCCUAAGGAGACAAUUGGCUUCGUUGAGGGGAAGAUCUAGACCAGUUUGAUUUCCCAUGGUAUCAAGAGAAGGGGACUACACCUUAUACUAGGUGCGUGUGAAGCAUGCAACCUCAAGUAUCAACAACCAACCUCUUCCCAAAAUCAAUGUGACCAUUCAAGAUCUACAUGGGCGCAUAUGCAUACAACAUUCGUUAGCUGACCCUGUAUCUCCCAGUCCAUGUAGGAAUAUCACCUGGAAAUGUGUGAAGGGAUAAUGUCCAAUGGUGCGACCAUCAAUCCACCCUGCAGGAGACGCAGUCAAGAGAUUGAAGAUAAUGGACUAGAGCGUUUGCUAGCCGAUUCUUUGAGCUCAGCGAUUGUCAUGACAAAACUUCGGAUGAACUAUUCUGAGUGGAUUGAUAAUUUAGAACCUAGGGGGCCGAGCGGACCUCCACCGCCACCUACAGAUGCUGAGAGUCCAAACAUUUCCUCAUCGCAAUACUUUGCAUAUCAUCAUAUUUCUGCUGCUCAUGAUCGUGAGAUGACUUCAGUCCUGUGUCUAGAGAGUGGCAAACCACCCAGUUUGGUUCCAUUUAUCCCUUCCAUAGUGAUCGCCUUUAAAGAAUGUACACAACUCAUUAAACGGGAUGUUAGAUCCAACCAAGAAGGAGUAGAAAAAGCCAAUCUGACAAGCCAUGCAUUUGGCAUGAUCAUUCUUUGUUACACUGAUGACGAACCAAAGGCCUCAUCAUUGAAUGUUAUUUCUGAGGAAGCCAUGAAAAGCGGAGUAAAGACAGAAGGCUAUACUCAAUCGUACAUCAACAUAGAGAUAGAUGAUCGAAAACCUCAAGAUGAAAACAACACUGCUCUUUACUUUAAAACAGACCAAUUCUACUACUAUAUCCAUGUACGAGAUUCAAAUCGACCAACUCUUGAACCUAGAUAUGUAAACGUAAAGGACCACACAUCUGACGAAGUUUAUAACCAUCUCCAAUUCAGGUCAGUAUACCCUGACAAACGAAAAGAAGAUGGAACUUUAGAGACAUCCAAAAAUGCUGCUACAGGGAGUCGUAAUGGAGUAACAGAUGCAAUGAAUAGCUAUGUUCAAGAUAAUAGCCAUGGUAACCAGGCAACUGGAAAAGUUCACAACCUAAAGUUUUGAACGACUGUGAAGAGAAAGAAGUCACUGAUGGAGGUUUUCACUGUUGCCAGUUUCUAUAAAGAUUCUUAUUUUUUUCAUGUAAAUAAACUAGAUCUAGUAUUUGAUACAUACUAUAAAAAUAAUAUUAUGAAAGUAUAAUACACGAC
Molecule: messenger RNA, 1520 nt
Organism: Halichondria panicea
Lineage: Eukaryota; Metazoa; Porifera; Demospongiae; Suberitida; Halichondriidae
Exons: 9
Coding region: 472-1374 (300 amino acids)
Source: RefSeq, a predicted model, not a curated record